UUGUAGUAUUCCUCCUGGUGCAGAUGCCGUGGUUACCGCGCAUGCGCGGGACCUGUCACGACUCGGCUGCUGCUGCCGCGGUGAAACAUGGCGAUGAAGACUCUCAGAGGGAUGAUGAACGGGGCCAUGAGUGAGAUCUCCUCCGCUGUCGGCGGGAACAGACCGACGACCACCGCCGCCGCGGGUCCGACCUCCGCCUCCGCCGGCUCCCGGGAGCACGCGAUGGCCGUGAGCCGGGAUUACAUCUCCCAGCCCCGCCUGACUUAUAAAACAGUGUCUGGAGUCAAUGGUCCUCUGGUGAUUUUGGACCAGGUGAAGUUCCCCAGAUACGCAGAGAUCGUCCACCUCACACUUCCUGAUGGAACCAGGAGGAGCGGGCAGGUGCUGGAGGUCACGGGCUCCAAAGCCGUGGUUCAGGUGUUUGAAGGGACUUCAGGCAUCGAUGCGAAGAAGACGAGCUGUGAGUUUACAGGGGACAUUUUACGGACACCGGUCUCUGAGGACAUGCUAGGUCGUGUGUUUAAUGGAUCUGGUAAACCCAUCGACAGAGGACCAGCCGUCCUCGCUGAAGACUUCCUGGACAUCAUGGGCCAGCCCAUAAACCCUCAGUGUCGCAUCUACCCCGAGGAGAUGAUCCAGACUGGCAUCUCUGCCAUCGACGGCAUGAACAGCAUCGCUCGGGGGCAGAAGAUCCCCAUCUUCUCUGCCGCGGGGCUGCCACACAACGAGAUCGCAGCUCAGAUUUGUCGGCAGGCCGGUUUGGUGAAGAAGUCCAAGGACGUGAUGGACUACAGCGAGGACAACUUUGCCAUCGUGUUUGCCGCCAUGGGGGUCAACAUGGAGACCGCUAGGUUCUUCAAGUCUGACUUUGAGGAGAACGGCUCCAUGGACAACGUUUGUCUCUUCCUCAACCUGGCCAACGACCCCACCAUUGAGCGAAUCAUCACACCUCGCUUGGCUCUGACAGCAGCAGAGUAUCUGGCCUAUCAGUGUGAGAAGCACGUCCUCGUCAUCCUCACUGACAUGAGCUCGUACGCAGAGGCUCUGCGAGAGGUGUCUGCAGCCAGAGAGGAGGUGCCGGGACGCCGAGGCUUCCCGGGAUACAUGUACACAGAUUUGGCCACGAUCUAUGAGAGAGCCGGCAGAGUGGAGGGACGUAACGGCUCCAUCACCCAGAUCCCCAUCCUCACCAUGCCCAAUGACGACAUCACUCAUCCUAUACCUGACCUGACCGGUUACAUCACCGAGGGACAGAUCUACGUGGACAGACAACUUCACAACAGACAGAUUUACCCUCCCAUCAACGUGCUGCCAUCUCUCUCUCGUCUCAUGAAAUCGGCCAUUGGUGAGGGAAUGACCCGCAGAGACCACUCUGAUGUUUCCAACCAGCUCUAUGCGUGUUAUGCCAUAGGGAAGGACGUUCAGGCCAUGAAGGCCGUGGUGGGCGAGGAGGCCCUGACGGCCGAUGAUCUUCUCUAUCUGGAGUUCCUGACCAAGUUUGAGAAGAACUUCAUCUCCCAAGGUGCGUAUGAAAACAGGAGCGUGUUCGAGACUCUGGACAUCGGAUGGCAGCUCAUGAGGAUCUUCCCCAAAGAGAUGCUGAAGCGGAUUCCUCAGAGCACCUUGGCCGAGUUUUACCCCCGCGAAGCCAAACACUGAACCGAUGCUUGCUGCUUCCACGUGUUCCAGUGAAGUGUCACUGCAUUAUAAAUAUAUGUAUAUAUAUACAUUACAUACAGUGUAGUGUUGUGACGCUGUAACCGUCUCGUGGCCUUGAAAACAACCCGCUAACGCUCAAAGAGCCAGAAACAGAAAAAAUACCGCGCCAGGUUUACAGAGAGAUCUAAAGGUCGUCAUAUGUUGACGUAGGUGAAAUUCUGAUUAUUGAUUUAUGCUAAUACUUACCAAAUAAUGACACGAAAAACUCCUGACUGUGUCACAAAGAAUAUCACUAACAGCUGAUGAACCAUGUGUUCAGUCGAUAGACGCCACUUGGUGGCGCUGUUCACUGACAGACACUGUCGUGUUACUGUGGUGCGGUUCAGUACGAGACAGAAUAUCUAACAGUUUUCAUGAAAGCCAUGUCUGUAAAAGGGAAACCAGGAGAAAGACAUUUGAAUUAUUUUGAUAUGAAUGUGUGUAAACGAACUGCUUGAUGAUGGUGUUGAUGUUGUUUCUUUGGAUGAUCGUUGUCUGUCGACUAAAGUUUAACGCGUGAACACAUCGGCCUUGAAAUAUCUCUGCAUUACUGUCUGUGUUUCUGUUUGAUCAGUGUAUUGCUUAUUGAUUAGAUGUAAUAAUCAGAUUGCAUGCAUUGUCGCUGAACAUUUCCUGUCGAUGCCUCAUCAAGUAAUAAGUGAAAUAAAAGCUGCCGUCUCAUUA
This is a messenger RNA of Solea senegalensis (Senegalese sole), 2382 nucleotides long. RefSeq names its product V-type proton ATPase subunit B, brain isoform-like. NCBI's taxonomy places the organism in Eukaryota, Metazoa, Chordata, Actinopteri, Pleuronectiformes, Soleidae. The record is from RefSeq and is a predicted model, not a curated record. Gene Ontology annotation, molecular function: proton-transporting ATPase activity, rotational mechanism; ATP binding. The coding region runs from base 88 to 1659 and encodes 523 amino acids. Gene Ontology annotation, cellular component: proton-transporting V-type ATPase, V1 domain. The transcript is spliced from 14 exons. Gene Ontology annotation, biological process: ATP metabolic process; proton transmembrane transport.